AUGAGCUAAGAGAAGUUCAAAAGAUAUAAACUAAAUGUGUUUCUGUUAUAGAAGAACAAAAUGAAAUCUGAAGAAAGGGUUAUUACAAACACAUCCACUAAUUUUCAUGCACUCUCUCCACAGCAAUCUCCCAAGAUUACUUCCAUUCUGAACCGUACAAAACUAUCACUGGAAAGAUCGCGAUCCUCACAUCGAAUGGAAAAGAUCAUGAUCUUAAACAAAAAGAAGGUUUCCAAGAAUGAAAUAUACAAUAUCAAUAAACCUAAAGAUUUCUUCAAUGACAGUCCUAAUUUGAUAGAAGAAAUGAAAUACGACAUCAAUAUCUAGUUUUUGAAAGAAUGCAAAUCCAAUAACGCAGGUGCUUGUCUUUAACUAUUGGAACCUACAAUUGUUCAUUAGGUUUUAAAUAUCUCGCCUUCAAUUCCCAUUAGAGCAGAUUUAAAAGCAAAUUUAAAUAUUUAAGAUGCCAAUUAAAAUACUGCAUUACAUAUUGCAGUGAAAAACGGGAACGUUUAAUUAGUCUAAGCUUUAAUUUACAAAUAAAUUAACCUAGAGAUUGAAAAUUCAGAAAAGAUGACUUCAUUAAUACUGGCUAGUUAUCAUGGAAACGAAGAAAUAUUCUAAAUUCUAAUUAAUGCAGGAGCCUAAGUUAAUCAUUAAGACAUGUACGGUAACACAUGUCUCCAUUAUGCUUGUAAAUUCAAUCGCAAAGAAAUAGUGACACUCAUCCUUCAACAUCCAAAUCUCAUUUUUAAAUCAAACAACGAUCAGAAAUAUCCUGACUAUUAUAUCCAUGAUUCUGAAAUCAUUCAAUUAUUCACUCAAUUUUAAUUGGAACACUCUAAACAAAAAAGAAAAGCCAAAGAAGUUUAAAUACAGAAUAUACAAAUGGAAUAUUAUUGUAAAUCAAGUAAUUUUUCCAAAAAUUAAUGUAAAUUACAAAAUUCGCCUAUUCAAAAUUUAUCGCUUGAAACUAAACAGGGAAUGCUUAAACAUAUAAGAAGUUACAACUAAAUUAAGAAAGGAAAGACCAAUACUCCUUCUACAAUUGAUUCGAUGAAAUAAUCCAAAAGAGAAGAAAAAGUUGGUCCCUCUCAAUUCAAAGUAUUAGGUUUAUUAGGCAAAGGAAGUUUCGGAUAAGUUUACCUCGUGCAAAAGAACAAAAAGCUAUACGCCAUGAAAGUACUACUUAAGAGUAUGAUCUUAAAACAAAACAUUUGUAGAUAUGCAAUAACCGAAAGAAAUGUGUUAUCUGUAACAUCUCACCCAUUCAUAGUUAAAUUGAGGUAUGCUUUUCAGACGGAGGAUAAGUUGUUUAUGAUUCUGGAUUAUUGUCCUGGAGGAGAUCUGGGAAUGCUACUGUGUAAAAUAAAGAGAUUCCCCGAGGAACUUGUAAAGCUAUAUACUUGUGAGAUUAUUCUGGCUUUGGAGGAUCUUCAUAAAAGAGACAUAAUCUUUCGUGAUUUAAAACCUGACAAUAUCUUGCUUGAUGCAGAUGGACAUGUCUUAUUAACAGACUUCGGAUUGUCUAAGGAGGGAAUACCUCAAUCAAGUAAAGGAGCACAAUCGUUUUGUGGUUCUGUGGCUUAUUUAGCUCCGGAAAUGCUAAAGAGGUAGGGUCAUGGAAAGGCGGUAGAUUGGUAUUUACUAGGAGUGGUGAUGUAUGAACUGUUGGUAGGGUUGCCUCCUUAUUAUGAUAAUGAUCGAGAUACGUUAUUCUACAAUAUCGAGAAUGCAAGUCUGAAAAUCCCUUAACACAUUUCAAUUGAGUGUCGAACUCUAUUAAAAUCAUUACUGGAGAGAAAUCCAACCAAACGAUUGGGGUCAGGGGAAGGUGAUUCUUUAGAAAUCAAGGUACAUCCCUAUUUCGCAGAUGUUGAUUGGGAACUGGUUCUGAAUAGAGAACUCUCGAUGCCUAAGCCUGAUUAUAGUUUGAAGAUCAAGUCAAUGGGGGAACAGAAUGUUUUCGAUUUGCAGAGCUUUGUAGAAUUUGAGUAAUCUCAUGUGAAUGGAUGGUCAUAUGUUCAAAGAGAAUGA
Molecule: messenger RNA, 2037 nt
Organism: Paramecium tetraurelia
Lineage: Eukaryota; Ciliophora; Oligohymenophorea; Peniculida; Parameciidae
Exons: 6
Biological process (GO): protein phosphorylation
Molecular function (GO): protein serine/threonine kinase activity; ATP binding; protein binding
Source: RefSeq, a predicted model, not a curated record